This is a messenger RNA of Durio zibethinus, 3426 nucleotides long. The record is from RefSeq and is a predicted model, not a curated record. NCBI's taxonomy places the organism in Eukaryota, Viridiplantae, Streptophyta, Magnoliopsida, Malvales, Malvaceae.
GUUUAUAUUCACCAAAAAAAAAAAAAAAAAACCUCAUAAUUUCUUGAAAAAAAAAAACAAAACCCUAACGUUCUCUCGAGUAAAUCCCCUUUCUUUUUAGCAGAACUGCUUGUUUCCUUUUCGAUUUGUGGUUUUUCGCGCGAGUUUUUAGGUUUUCAAUGCUGUGAAAUCGAGGCAUUAAGACUCAGAUUUUAAAGAUCCGUUUCUGUAUAUUUAGUUACAUAAUUGUUUUUUUGUUCACAGAGAGAAAAAGCUAUGGCGGCAUCUGAUAAAGAGCUGGAGCUACUGUUAAUGGAGGCCGGGAACAAGCUCUUGGAACCUCCUUCGUCAGUUGAUGAACUCAUCCUUCUCCUCGACGAACUUGAGAGUUUUCUUUCGAGAGUGGAACAAUCACCAAGCCCAUCAAUGCAAAAUGCACUCUCUCCAUCACUCAAAGCAUUGGUUGCGGAGCCGCUUUUUAGACAUCCUGAUGAUGAUGUCAAUGUUGCAGUUGCUGCUUGCAUCAGCGAGAUAACAAGGAUAACUGCACCAGAUGCUCCUUAUGAUGAUGACCAAAUGAGGGAGGUCUUUCAACUAAUUGUAUCAUCGUUCGAAAAUUUAUCUGACAAGUCCAGCUGCUUGUACGUUAAGAGGACCUCGAUUCUUGAAACUGUUGCCAAAGUCAGAUCAUGUGUGGUGAUGUUGGACCUCGAAUGCGAUGCACUAAUCAUUAAGAUGUUCCAGCAUUUCCUUAAGGCAAUAAGGGAUUACCAUGCAGAGGAUGUCUUUACAUCAAUGGUGACUAUCAUGACCCUUGUAUUGGAAGAAAGUGAAGACAUCUCUGUGGAGCUGCUCUCCCCAAUCUUAUCUAGUGUAAAGAAGGAUAAUGAGGAAGUUCUUCCUGUUGCUCGGAGGUUGGCAGAGAGGGUGCUUGAAAACUGUGCUUCAAAGUUGAAACCUUACCUAAUGCAAGCUGUAGAGAACUUGGGCAUUUCUUUUGAUGAUUAUAGUAGUGUAGUUGCUUCUAUAUGCCAAGUGGCACCUAUUGCUGUGGAGCAGAGUGAUGCGACUACUGACAAACGUGUGGAUGAUGAGAGCAAACCAGCAAAGGCACCUUUGGACAAGGCAGCCCAGGAGAAUAAAGAGAGUCCUAAAGUAACUGUUUCAACUGCACAAGACGAUCUUGCAAAUGAAAAAUCUUCCAAGUCAGUUGUUAGCAAUGGCAUUGUGCAAACUGCUGAAGACGACUCAUUGGCUGAUUUAAACUCCUUAAAGAAGCAAGAGGAUGACCAUCUUGCUGAUAAGUUUGAGAAUGCUGAUACAUUAACUGUUGCUGAACCUGAUAUAUUGGAAACUGAGAAAGUGGUCAAUUCAGAUUCUAAGUCAGAGCAAAGUACCCAGGAAAAAGGAAGAAAAUCUGAUUCCAAAUCAACAGAACCUUCUGACAGCUCUUAUGUCAAUGAGAAGGAAGCUGAGACCUUAAUGGACCAUAAAAAUGACAGCAAGGAUGGUGCUCAUUCACCUCAUGAGGAUCCUUCUCUUGAUGAGGCUGGAUCCUUGCAAAAUAAAAGAGAGACUGAUGUUCAGCCUUCCUCACCAAAAGUAACUGAGGAUGAAUCGACCAAUGUUGCUUCCCCAACACCAAGUGGGACCAUACCCGAUGAGAGUCAUCCCAGUGGGGCUGCACGGCAAAAAAGGAAAGAGAGCUUGAGCAAGGAGAAUACACCUGUUGAAAAUGUCACUAAGAAGGCAUCUGAAGGGACAAGUGAUUCAGAAGCAAAAACAAAUAGACAAUCAGGGAAAAAGGUUUUUAUUGAGGUUUCCAAUGAGGAUAAUGUUCUAGCUGAUGUAGAUGAAACUAAGAAAGAAAGUGGCACUGCAAGUGAUUCAGAGGCAAAAUCACUGAAGCAGUUGUCAAAGAAGAUAGAUUCUAGCAGUAAAAAUGUAGAUGGAUCGUCUUCAAGGCAACUGGAGGAUGAGAAAAGGCGAGGUCGGGGGAAAGUUGUUCCUGAGAAGGAUGGAACAAAAACCUCAACCAAGAAUGAUGAUGAGGAAAUGGUUGCUUCAACAAAGUCAGUCAAGCCAAACAAACAUGAUUCUCACAUGGAGGAGACCCCUAAGACAAACCCCAAGAGAAAGCAGACCCCGAGUAAAGAAAAAGCAUCUGGUUCUAUAGAAUAUGGUGAGAAUCUGGUUGGCUUGAAGGUGAAGGUCUGGUGGCCCAAAGACCAUAUGUUCUAUGAAGGUGUUAUUCAUUCAUUUGAUUCUGUUAAAAAGAAGCACAAGGUGCACUAUAUUGAUGGUGAUGAAGAAAUUUUAAAUCUUAAGAGAGAAAAAUGGGAGGUGAUUGAAAAUGAGUCUGGGUCAAAUGAGGAAGAAGCAGCUGAUCCUCUAAGUCCUGAUAGUUCAUCUGAAAUGCCUCAAAAGAAGAAAGCAAAAACAGCUGAUCAGCCUAGCAAGAAAACUAAGAUGGAUGCUUCACCAAAAAGGGGUGGAGGAGCUUCAUCUGGAAAAUCCAAGGGUUCUGCCACAAAGUCUGGCCGCAAAACAAAGGAAGAUGGUAAAGUGGAUGGCAAAUCCAAAGAUGGCUCCAAAAGUGUUAGUAAAUCAGACAAUGAAAGUGCUACCAAAGCCAAGGACCAUACUCCCAAAAGUGGUAGUACAUCAGUUGACGUUGAAUCAAAAGUAGGCAACAAAUCCAAGGAUGAAGAAGGUGGUGAGACACCCAAGUCUAGCAAAUCCAAGGAUGAUGAUAGAGUUACACCAAAAGCUUCCACAAAGUCAGAGCAAGAUGCUUCAAAGACAGCCAAGUCCAAGACGGAAACCCCCAAGAUUUCCUCCAAUUCUAAGGGUAAGCCUCUUAAAAGUGGUGGCAAAUCUAAUGCUAAUGGUACUUUUAAGUCAAAAUCUGGUUCAUCAAAGGUGAAAGAAAGUGAGAACGUGAAGGAGAACUCAACUGACUCUGCAAAGGUUGUGGAAAGUGGGAAGCGGAAAUCACCAAGUUCGUCCAAGGUGCAGGACAGUGAUUCCAAGUCUGGAAAAAAGCGACGAAGAUGAGCUGAAAGUCACUUCAACUGCAGAGUCAUUGCCAAGGGCUGGUUCGUCUCCAAUGUGGAACUUGGCUUAAGCCUUCUUAGAUGUCCAGGCGAUGCGUUCACAGCUAGUCAUGCAUUUGGUAUUGGGGUAGUUCUUAGGUUUCGUGGCUAGCAAAUAUUCAGUGAAUGUAGUUUAUAGUGUUUGUAGGGUUGAGUUUUUGUGGCUACAGAUGGAAUUCCUGUUAAGGUGCAGCGUUGGAGGAUACAAUUGGGUUAGCCUUUUUGCCUUAAUUUAAGAGUUACUUCUAUAGAUAAUAUAACAGAUUCACAAACAUUGUCGAAGCACUGGGUGGUUGGCGGAUCAUCUGUUCAAUGCCUUUGGUCCUAAUGAAUGCAUUAUUUAUCGUGCAUA